This is a messenger RNA of Lactuca saligna, 555 nucleotides long. The record is from the annotation of a GenBank genome assembly. NCBI's taxonomy places the organism in Eukaryota, Viridiplantae, Streptophyta, Magnoliopsida, Asterales, Asteraceae.
AUGCGCAAAGUCAUCAUGAGCAAACAAGAAGCUAGUGGUAGUGAAAAGGAACAAGUUAAAUGGUCAGAUAAAAUGGAUUGUGCGUACACCAAAGCGAUGAUUAAACAACUAGAGAUAGGCAAUAGGGUGAAUGGUAGUUUCACACCAACUGCAUAUGCUCAAAUGGUUGAGGAGUUGAACAAAGAGCAUCAAAUGAAUAUUACCAAAACUAACAAUGAAAUUCAUUUGGAGAACGAAUAUGUUGAUCUUGAUGAUGACAUUCAGGGUGUUAUUCCAACUUCGUUUUCACAAGGGCAGUCUUCAGGUGCAAAGAAGUGUAAGAGUAAAAAGAGGAAAUUUGAAGAAGAAGAAGAAGAAGAAGAAGAAGAAGAUUUUAACUCAAAGAUAAUGAAAUCGGUUGAUAAUGUGGCUGGUGCUAUCAGGGAGGGUAAUAUAAUAUUUGAUAGAGCUUAUCCUCGGGAGUAUACAGGGGGCGAAAUUUAUAGAGAAUUGGAGUUGGUGGGUUUGGAACCCCAUGAAUUACCGAGGGCUCUAAGUUUUUUGGCAGCAAAUUAA